CCAAGCGUUCAGUUGACGCCAAGCACGACUUGUGACCGGUUGUGUCCUUAUCCCUUUUUGACAACCUGCCCGUCUGUUUCAUUCAGGAAUCGUUAAUCAGAUCGGGUGCCGGGAUCCGGGUCGCGAAGUGCCUGUUCACUCAUGUCAGGGAAGUCAGAAAUAGCCGAAUCAGCUGUAAGGGCUAAGUGAUAUGGGAUGCUGAGGUGUGAGAUGUUGUUGAUAUGUUCUCUACUGAUACUAGUCUGUGAGGUGACGUCCCACUACACAUCCCAAUGGGCUGCACAUAUCGAAGGCGGACCAACGAACGCAAGGAGGAUCGCCGAGAUGCACGGUUUCACACUUUUAGCUGAGAUCUUCCAGGAUAUGUAUCAUCUGGAGCACAAAAAAGUUGCGAAAAGAUCGAUACAUACCAGCUUCGAAUUCCACGAUAAGCUCGUUUCUGAAAAAGACGUGAAAUGGGCGAAGCAACAGCGUGCGAAAAGGCGGAGGAAAAGAGAUUUUAUGACGAGAAAAGAGCUCGGCUAUGCUCCUUCGAAUCACGUUUCCUCCAACGAUCCGAAAUGGCCGAAAAUGUGGUAUCUGAAUCGAGGCCAAGGUCUUGACAUGAGCGUGGAGGGAGCCUGGCGACAAGGCAUUACUGGAAAAGGAAUCGUAGUCACUAUUUUAGACGACGGCUUAGAAAAGGAUCAUCCCGAUUUAAAAGACAACUACGACCCUCUAGCCAGUUACGACGUUAACAACCAAGACGAAGAUCCGAUGCCGAGGUACGAUAGCCUGGAUUCAAAUCGGCACGGGACUAGAUGUGCCGGUGAAGUUGCCGCCGUGGCCAACAAUUCGAUUUGUUCCCUGGGAAUAGCUUACAGAGCCAGUGUGGGAGGUGUUAGGAUGUUAGACGGAGAGGUGACUGACGCCGUCGAAGCCAGGUCUCUUUCCUUAAAUCCUCAACACAUCGACAUAUACUCGGCGUCCUGGGGACCGGACGACGACGGAAAGACCGUCGACGGGCCUGGAGAAUUGGCCAUGAGAGCAUUCGUCGAAGGAGUAACCAAGGGGCGAGGAGGCAAGGGCUCGAUUUUCGUCUGGGCUUCAGGAAAUGGAGGAAGGGACCACGAUAACUGCAACUGUGAUGGAUAUACAAAUUCCAUAUGGACGUUGUCCAUAUCCAGCGCUACGGAACACGGCAACGUACCAUGGUAUUCCGAGGCUUGUUCUUCCACAUUAGCAACGACCUAUAGUAGCGGGUCAAACGUAGAAAAACAGAUUGUCACCACAGAUCUUCAUCAGCAGUGUACAGAAAAUCACACGGGGACAUCGGCAUCAGCCCCUCUUGCAGCAGGGAUCUGUGCUUUGGCAUUGGAAGCCAACACACAACUCACAUGGAGAGACAUGCAGCAUAUCGUUGUAGCAACUGCCAAGCCAGCCAACCUCCAAGCUCGGGAUUGGACCACAAAUGGUGUUGGGCGCAAUGUGAGUCAUUCCUUUGGUUAUGGACUUAUGGACGCAGAGGCUAUGGUGAAGAUGGCUAAAAAGUGGCCCACAGUUCCUCAACAACACAGAUGUGAAGUCAAGGCUCCUCAUGUUGACAAGUCUAUACCAGGGAAAGGUAAAGUUAGAUUACAACUUGAUGUAAAAGAAUGCAAUGGUGUCAAUUAUUUAGAACAUGUUCAAGCUAAAAUAUCAUUAGUUUCCAGUAGACGUGGUGAUAUUGAAAUUAUGCUGAUCUCACCAGCAGGAACAAAAACAAUUCUUUUGGCAAAACGUGUUCAUGAUUUAUCAAGAGCAGGGUUCAGAUCAUGGCCUUUUAUGUCAGUUCAUACAUGGGGGGAACACCCAAUCGGGAAUUGGACAUUAGAAAUUCAUAACGAAGCCCGAUAUUUUGCUCGACUGACUGAUUGGAAUUUGAUUUUUUACGGGACUGAGACAGCACCUGGAGUAGAACCUGAACUAACUGCUGGGAAGAAAGAGGAAGCAAUGCCGAGCCCGACUUUCAGUCAAGAUAAUUCAGUCGAUAUGGCUGAUAACUCAAGAUGGAAAGAUCACUCACAAAGGACCGGUUUUACGUCUCAAGAAAUCCAUGCUCUUCCCGACGAAAUUUCCUCCUCGGGUUGUCAAACGUCGACUCGCUCAUGCUUAGAAUGUUCAAAAGGCUGGUUCUUAAUCAAUGGUCGAUGCGAACAGUUCUGCCCGUUUAAGACAUACAAGCACGGUGAACACUGUGAGAGUUGUCAUUACUCUUGUAAAAGUUGUUCUGGACCAAAUGACUAUGAGUGCACCGAGUGUUUCCCAGAUGCAUUGCUCUAUACAUCGGACUUUGAGCGUUUCUGUUACCCAAAAGCACUCCUUUUGACAAUAAAUUACAAUAAAUGGUAUUUCAGAACGUUCAUCGCCUUUUCUGUCAACGCUUGUAUUUUUAUUGCUAUUGGGUUCAUUUUUUACUUCAGGUCAAAAGGUUGUCGCAUCAAAUCUAAUUUUUUGAAAAUAUCAAGUUUUGAUGUAGUUAAAUACAAGCUAACUAAUAAUGAUGAUGAGGAUGAUGAGGAAUCUGAACGCUAGUCCAAUUUGUAAUAUAUAUCGUUAUGUGUAUAUAUUGACACAAAUUGACUGUUUUUGUAAUUGGUUUUAAUUUGUUAAUUUUUAAUUGUAAUAGAAAAAAUGUUCACUUUCCUAUGAGUGAAGAGGUGUAUAUUUUUAAAUUUAAAUUUUUUUAGAUGUUUGACUAGCAAUGUUUUUAUUA
This is a messenger RNA of Cimex lectularius (bed bug), 2734 nucleotides long. RefSeq names its product furin-like protease 1 (gene Fur1). Lineage: Eukaryota; Metazoa; Arthropoda; Insecta; Hemiptera; Cimicidae. Gene Ontology annotation, cellular component: trans-Golgi network; Golgi membrane. The record is from RefSeq and is a predicted model, not a curated record. Gene Ontology annotation, molecular function: serine-type endopeptidase activity. Gene Ontology annotation, biological process: peptide hormone processing. The coding region runs from base 196 to 2553 and encodes 785 amino acids. The transcript has 14 exons.